Molecule: messenger RNA, 471 nt
Organism: Ruditapes philippinarum (Manila clam)
Lineage: Eukaryota; Metazoa; Mollusca; Bivalvia; Venerida; Veneridae
Product: tenascin-like
Exons: 3
Coding region: 121-402 (93 amino acids)
Source: RefSeq, a predicted model, not a curated record
AAUAGACUGACGUCACGAUUUUACUGAUAUUGUCCGACCUUGAAGCUACGUAUAUAAACUCGCUGUACAAACACACUGAACCAUUGUUUUAUCUAGACAUCAUUUGAGAUAGCAGAAGUUAUGAAACUUUUAAUUGCCUUCGCCCUGGUUGUCCUUGCUGUGUACAGCAUAGACGCUUGCACACAUCACGACGAUUGUAACUCAUAUGGAUCGAGUUGUCCGACGGGCCAUUUCACUUGCAUUCUCCGCCAAUGCCAUUGUACCAUGGGAAGUACAGGUGAUUCUUGCACUGACUCAGGUGACUGCCCUGAUUGUCAUGACAGAUUUUUGUCUAAACAUUGCGUCGACGGCGGCUGCCGAUGUACCAUCCAUUUAGGCGGCAUUGGUGGAAUUGGCAAAUAAUCUGAUGUUUCAUUUUAAUUGUAAAAAAUAUUUGUAGCUGCAUGCUUUCAAAUAAAUUUGAAAAAUAAG